Molecule: messenger RNA, 648 nt
Organism: Brenthis ino (lesser marbled fritillary)
Lineage: Eukaryota; Metazoa; Arthropoda; Insecta; Lepidoptera; Nymphalidae
Source: the annotation of a GenBank genome assembly
AUGGACGUGCUCUUGACAGUUUGUUUAGUUUUGCUUUUUACGUGUCCCAGUUUGGCACAGGUAGACCAACGUUAUGACGAAGGUUUUAAUAGUUAUACCAAAAAUUUAGUUAAUUAUAGUUUAAAUAGAAACCAAAGUAUUAGAUCAAUUGCUGAGGCCGGUAGAAAAAUUUUAGAAGAUACAUCUUUAGGUCGAACCUUCGGCCGUCCCUUCAAGAAGAUGAUCCAAGCGUUCAUACCAUUGGCGUUCCAGCUUGGCGCCGCGAGUACUUGGGCGGUGGUGGCGGCCAUAGUCGGCGUCAAGACUUUGGCGGUUACUUUGGUUAUAUUAAAGCUACUGUUGUUAGCUGGUGCUGCUAAGUUUGGGGCCCUAUUUGCAUCUAAAGGUCACUCUCACGAGCAUCAAACUUGGACUCCUCAGCAGAAAGAGAUUCAUCUUCAUAUACACAACGGUGGUGGUCACCAUGAGGACCACCACACGGAGGAACACAGCGUCCCAAUAACUUCAUGGGGUAGGGAAGAAGUACAAAACCCAUCGGAAUCAAAGCUGGUUAACGUAGUUCUGGACCCAUACGCAGCCGGCCCCCAAACUAUCAGCACUCCAUACGGACAUUACAUGAGAAUCAAACCCCCACAUCCUGUGACUCAA